GGAGCUUCACAGACGUAACCCCCGCAAAGGCAGAUCGCGAUUCAGAUUGACGUGCGGUCAUCUAGAAGGAUAUAUCUUCCAUAGCUAGGUAGUACCAGAGAUACUUCUCGCACCACCACCACCACCAGCAAUCGCUCGAAUUCAAGGCCGUUUUGUGCAGAUAGGUGCAGGGUUCGGGACCAGAUCAUCCUCAAUCAAGCUCGGUCUGUGCACUCGUAUUGUCUACCGGCCAAGGUCAACAUCAUCAUGGCAACGAAAGACACCAUGCGUGCAGUUGUGUUCAAAGGCAAACUGCAUAUCGAAGUGGAGGAGAGACCUGUACCUAAGAUCCAAGAUCCAAAAGACAUCAUUGUUAAGGUCAGAUAUACGGCGCUCUGUGGAAGCGAGCUCCAUGUGUACCGCGGACAUCAACCGUCGGACACGGGGUUCAUUAUGGGUCAUGAAUUCACAGGCGAAGUGAUCGAGACUGGAUCCGACGUCAAAUCAAUCAAGAAAGGAGACAAGAUAGUCGCCCCGUUCACUCUCAGCUGUGGUGAAUGCUUUUACUGUAAAGGAGGGUUCUCUUCUCGCUGUGAAAAGUGCAAAUUGUUCGGAUCCCCCGCCCUUGAUGGAGGCCAGGCUGAAUAUUGCCGGAUUCCUCUCGCCGACAGCACGGUUGUCAAAGCGCCCCCAAACAUUGCCGAGGACAAACUCGUCUUGAUGGCGGACAUCUUCCCAACGGGAUAUUUUGCGGCAGCCAAUGCCUUUCGCGGGUUCGAUGAAGCAACGAUACGUCAAAGUGUCGUGCUUUUGAUCGGAUGUGGACCCGUGGGGCUGUGUGCUUUGGUGAACGCCCUCGAAUACAAGCCACGAGCAUUGUUAGCCGUCGACGGCGUGGAAUCUCGAUUAGAACUAGCAAAGAAGCUUGGUGCCGAGCCGUGGAAUUACCAGACAAAUAUGGAAGGGUUGAAGAAGAGAGUCCUUGAGCUCACAGAUGGCCGUGGAGCGGACACGGCCAUCGAAAUUGUCGGUCACAGUGAUGCACUGAAGAUGGGAUUCGAGCUUUUGAGGCCCUGGGGUAACAUAUCGAGCGUGGGCGUUCACAACGCUGAGAUCCCUUGGACUGGAAAUCAAGCAUACGGUAAAAACUUGAGAAUCCAGAUGGGAAGAUGCCCUGUCCGAAGCCUUUUCGAGCCGGCGUUGGACAUGCUGGCCAAGGAGCAGGACAAGCUUGAUUUCAUGACAGAUUGCAUUAAACCAUUGUCGGAGGCAGUCAAGUGGUACGAUGAGUUCAACAAUAUGCGCGUGCAAAAGGUGGUCUUUGAGGCGGACAAAUAGAAGGGCGAAAGUGUUCAGCUCGAAGUUUCGCUGAACCGAAUUGGCGACGGCCUGCUGUAUCAGUGAGCUUCCCAAUGAUAUGCCCUCGAAUGAGCCUAUUCUCGGUCUGCUCAAAGAUUCCUUAUCAGAGGUCAUAGUUGACGUUACCGACGUGUUUCAAGUUGGCCUCGUCAAGUUUUCAGGUGUCCUUUGCCCCGGAACAUAUGCAGCCUUAAUGGAAACGUCGAGGAUGGCAUAAUGACCUGCCUCGGAGAUACGUGGCGGGAGUCAAGAUCCGGGCUGCAUGGUCCCGAUCGAUAUUUGGUCACAUCCGAGAAAAGAAGCAGCGGAGUUCUCAGUGUCAUUAGUGGCUUCUCAUUCUGGAUUCGAGUUCUUCAUACGGCUCUCGGCGCCUUUCUAAGGAACAAUGGGGUAUGUACAGCCUCAUUCUUUGC
Molecule: messenger RNA, 1751 nt
Organism: Exophiala xenobiotica
Lineage: Eukaryota; Fungi; Ascomycota; Eurotiomycetes; Chaetothyriales; Herpotrichiellaceae
Exons: 4
Coding region: 247-1317 (356 amino acids)
Molecular function (GO): zinc ion binding; oxidoreductase activity
Source: RefSeq, a predicted model, not a curated record